AUGAACUUCUCGGAUGUGGUAAAGGUUACGAAUGGUUUGGCUGUUUGUCGUCAAACGAUAUUCUCCCUAGAAAAUCCGGACUGGACAUGCAAAGUUGACGAGGGUUCUGCUGGACUUCUUAAUGCUAUAUGGUCGCCUGAUAGCAGACACUUCUUGACAACAACUGAUUUUUAUUUGAGGAUAACCGUUUGGUCAAUAUCGGAAGUCUCCGUUUCGUAUCUAAAGUUUCCUAAAGCAUGUGCAAAUAAUUUGGCAUUUUGUCCUGGUGGUCGUUAUUUAACUUUGCUUGAACGACGGAAUUUUCAAGAUCACUUAAGUCUCUUCGAUUGCAGACUUCAGUGGACUAUUCUUUGGAACAUAACGUUAGAAACUGAUGAUGCCGUGGGAGUUGUGUGGUCUCCAGAUGGACGCUAUAUCCUCGUGUACGAUAACUGCUUGCGAUACAAAGCAUCUAUAUACAGUGUUGGUGGAAAACAUCUCAAUACAUAUUGUGCUUAUAAACCAACACAAGAGCUUCUUGGUAUCAAAUCUGUAUCAUGGUCCCCCACAGGGCAAUUAUUAGCGCUGGGGAGCUACGAUCAAAAAUGUCGUUUAUUAAAUGAUUUCAAUUGGACUUGUUUAGCUUGUCUAAAGCAUCCUGUUAACAAACCAAUCGAUCCUUCUCUCGGACUCAGUCCUAAUGGCCGUCCUUUGUGUGUUGAUAAUGAAGUUGAUGGGGAUUUAGAAGCAUAUCGGGCACACCGUAUUGAUAUUUAUGAAGAGUUUCGAACAGGUGCUUCAUCGGAUUUAUCAAACAAUUUUAAAGGUCCCCUAGAUUCAUCUACUGUCCAGUACAAACUACUAAAUGAUCCUGUUACCAUUCAAUCAAUUAAGCCUGAUCCUAACCAAGCAUUUCCUAAGGUAGGAAUUGGUUUGACAGAAUUUCAUCAGAUGGUCGAUUUUUGGCCACACGAAACGAUAAUUGUCCGAGCGUAA
Molecule: messenger RNA, 975 nt
Organism: Schistosoma mattheei
Lineage: Eukaryota; Metazoa; Platyhelminthes; Trematoda; Strigeidida; Schistosomatidae
Source: the annotation of a GenBank genome assembly